Molecule: messenger RNA, 744 nt
Organism: Orbilia oligospora ATCC 24927
Lineage: Eukaryota; Fungi; Ascomycota; Orbiliomycetes; Orbiliales; Orbiliaceae
Exons: 4
Coding region: 1-744 (247 amino acids)
Biological process (GO): N-acetylglucosamine catabolic process; N-acetylneuraminate catabolic process; carbohydrate metabolic process
Cellular component (GO): cytoplasm
Molecular function (GO): identical protein binding; glucosamine-6-phosphate deaminase activity
Source: RefSeq, a predicted model, not a curated record
AUGUAUUACCGAAUCAAUGAGUUCCGGCCGACAAAAGACCGGCCAUUCGUUCUUGGCCUACCCACAGGCUCGAGCCCCGAGCAAAUCUAUGCAAACAUCGUGGAUAUGUACAGAAGUGGCAAAGUUAGUUUUAAAAAUGUUGUGACUUUCAAUAUGGAUGAAUAUGUUGGUAUCCCAACAUCACACCCUCAGUCAUACCACUCGUUCAUGUUCAAGCAUCUAUUCCAGCACGUGGAUAUACCGCCUAACCAAAUUCAUUUGCCGUCUUUGGAGAACUAUGGCGAGUAUGAUAACAUGAUCGCUAAACACGGUGGCAUCGAGUUGUUCCUUUGCGGGGUCGGCUCGGAUGGCCAUAUCGCGUUUAACGAGCCGGGGUCGUCGUUGGCUUCGAAGACGAGGGUUAAGACAUUAACCAAUGAUACAAUUGUGGCAAACGCAAGGUUUUUUAAUGGGGAUAUUAAUGCUGUCCCCAAAAGUGCAGUAACUGUCGGUGUCAAAACGGUUCUGGAUGCCAGAGAGGUGAUAUUGAUUGCAGACGGUAGAGCGAAGGCAGAAGCUGUUAGGCAAGCUGUGGAAGGGAGCAUAAGCCAUGUCUGGACCGUGACUGCUCUGCAGAUGCAUCCAAAGUUCAUCAUGGCCGUAGAUGAAGCUGCAACAGAGGAGCUGCGGGUAAAAACUGUCAAGUAUUUCAAGGAUAUUGAGGGGACACCCGCUAGGAUAGGAAAACUCGGGCCUAAGCUAUAA